CUUCGUUUCCAUCACUUGUGUUGUCGUCAUCGUCGAAGACUUGUCGUGUCGAAGAGUUGAUUGAACGAAGCUACUACCCAACCAGCCUCUUGACUCUUUAGCAUUUGGUUUUAAAACAAGUUUCACCAUGGCCAUCGGAAAAAAUAAGCGAUUGACAAAGAGCAAGAAGGGAAGCCGAAAAAAGGCUGUAGACCCCUUUCUCAAGAAAGAAUGGUAUAAGCUGAUUGCUCCCUCCAUCUUUGCUGUCAAGGACGCUGGUAAGACAUUGAUUACCAAGACACAGGGAACCAAGAUUGCUUCCGAUGGUUUGAAGGGACGAGUCUUUGAGUUUAGUCUCGCCGACUUGAACAAGAACGAAGCUUUGGCUUACCGAAAGAUCAAGCUUUGUAUCGAGGAUGUCCAGGGAUACAACUGUCUCCUCAACUUUCAUGGCAUGGACAUGACACGCGACAAGCUCUGCAGUUUGAUCCGCAAAAAGCAAUCCAUCAUUGAAGGAAAUGUAGACUGCAAGACCACCGAUGGAUACAUGAUUCGCAUGUUCUGCAUCGCAUUUACUCGAUCCCAAGAAAACCAAAUAAAAAACACAUGCUAUGCCAAAUCCGCUCAAGAACGAGCAAUUCGGACCAAGAUGGUAUCCACCAUGAUGGAAUUGGGAACCAAGGGCGACUUGAAGAGUCUUGUCAAGGAACUCAUCUCCGCUCCAAUCGGAGACAAGAUUGCCCGAGAGGCAUCCUCCAUCUUCCCCAUUAAGGAUUGCUACAUCCGAAAGGUAAAGGUAUUGAAGAAACCCAAAUUUGAUGUCACAGAACUCAUGGAGUGGCACAAUGCUGAUGAAACCCCUGCCGGAGACGUUGGAAAGCCUGUUGAAGACAAGGAUGCCGGACUUGCUGGAGCUGGUGGUCGUUUGUAAUCCAACGACCUACAUAAAUAGUCUAGCAAAGUUCACUGGCUUUU
Molecule: messenger RNA, 954 nt
Organism: Seminavis robusta
Lineage: Eukaryota; Bacillariophyta; Bacillariophyceae; Naviculales; Naviculaceae
Source: the annotation of a GenBank genome assembly